Molecule: messenger RNA, 299 nt
Organism: Funneliformis geosporum
Lineage: Eukaryota; Fungi; Glomeromycota; Glomeromycetes; Glomerales; Glomeraceae
Source: the annotation of a GenBank genome assembly
UUCAUAAUCUAACUCCAGCUGGGCGUAUCAAAAAACCAUCAUAUUCUUUGGUAUUUUCAUGGGUAAAAAUUACAUGGAAAAAGGUUAACUCAAUUUUGAUUUGUAAAUCAUUUAAAUGUUGUGGUAUUUCAGUUAAAGUUGAUGGUUCAGAAGAUGAUAUGAUCUUUGAUUAUGAUAAUCUCAUAGAUGAAAAUCAAGAAAAUAAAUUAUUAGAUGAAAUGGAUGAAAAUGAUGAUAAUGAGGGAAAUGAUAAUAAUGAAAAUGAAUAUAAUAAUUGGAGUAGUCUUAAUUUCGUUUAA